Vicia villosa (hairy vetch) is the source of this 1678-nucleotide messenger RNA. Its product is annotated as ABSCISIC ACID-INSENSITIVE 5-like protein 3. NCBI's taxonomy places the organism in Eukaryota, Viridiplantae, Streptophyta, Magnoliopsida, Fabales, Fabaceae. Gene Ontology annotation, molecular function: DNA-binding transcription factor activity. Bases 202 to 948 code for a protein of 248 amino acids. Gene Ontology annotation, cellular component: nucleus. The record is from RefSeq and is a predicted model, not a curated record. Gene Ontology annotation, biological process: positive regulation of DNA-templated transcription. The transcript has 4 exons.
UGAUUCUGUAAACUCAAAACUCAAAACUCAAAACUCAAACCAAACCCAUUGUUUCAUCGUUACGUAUAAUUCUUCAGAAUUCUGAUCAUGAUAAGAUAUGCAUAAUUUUUCUACCUGCUCCUGAAUCCUCCGUGUUGAAGCCAAACAAAGCCUAACCGAAAACCAAAACAAAUUCCGUAACCAACUUCCUAUAUUCUCGGCAUGGCGUCGUCCAAGGUUGUUGCGGUCUCAACCAAUCCGGAUCUGCCACGCGCCUCUCCUAUAUCAUCGUCAACCUCUUCUUUUCAUCUCUCUCAUUCUUCUGAACCGCCUCCAAAAAAACCCACCACCAUGGACGAAAUUCUCAAGAACAUUUACCCCGCCGCAAUAAGAGCCGCCGAACAACAAGGAAUACUAAAACAAGAACAACAAGAAGAAUAUCAAGAACAUCAAGAACAACACCAACCGCAUUUCCUCUUCAACAACACAAUCGAUGACGUCUUGAAGGAUUUCGUCACCGACGAUGGUGCCGGCACAACCUCUUAUCAUCCUGAUCAAUAUCAAUAUCAAGAUCCUUAUCAACAUCAAUAUCAAUAUCAAUAUCAAAACCCUUCUUCUGAUGAAAGUUUCUCUACCUGUACCGGUGGUGGUGACAACACUCUAGAAGAUUUCUUGAUGAAAGCGGGUGCUCUUCCUUUCUCUAACCAUAGUCAAUAUUCUUCUUCUUCCGAACCUUCACAUUCUCUUGAUGUUGCUGCUGGGGGAAAACGAAAGGCGGUUGAGGAAGCAGUUGACCUUGAUAAAGCUGCUAUUCAGAAACAGAAAAGAAUGAUCAAGAAUCGUGAGUCUGCUGCCAGGUCUAGAGAACGCAAACAGGCUUAUACUAAUGAGCUUGAGAGAGUUGUCAAGCAAUUGGAGACAGAAAAUAAGCUGCUAAUAGAAGAAGAGAAAGGAAAAAGGAAAGGCUAAAGCAAUUGAAAGAGUUGGUCCAUCCAAUUAUGGGGCAGAGACAAAAUCAGAGGCUGCGGAGAUCAAAUUCAAUAUAAACAUUGUGAUUUUGUUUGUCUGAUAUCAACAGAAGAGACAGUAGGAUUUUUGAGCUAGGUGUGUAGAUAUAAGGGACAGGGUUAGGAUUUUCUUUGGUAGGUUACACCAGCUGCUGGUUUUUGGAGUUACAUUGUAUAGUGAAAAUGGCAGCAGUCAAAUAAUACAACUUUUUUUAGUCAAUGAUUAUUGUUUAGGGAUAGUUCGAGUUGGUAGCAUUAUUAUUCUUUUAGCAAUUUGGAUGAUAUGGCUUCUGAAAAGGAAUGGCCUAUUUACAUUUUUUGUGAACAGGUAAAGGUUAGUAGAAUUUAGAGGAUUUUUAUGUCACAUGAUUGUUUCUGACAUAUAUUUCAUGUACUAAUAAUAGUUCAUUCUUUUCAAUGGUUAUUUCUUGAUAAGUUUAUGUGUCAUAUCUGAUAAGAUUCAAGACAUUUAAAGAAUCUGAUCCUGAAACUCAGAUCUCCAAGUAUGAGUCAGGCUGUUAGAGGCUUUUAAGGGAAGAGCAUAAGGUACUGUAUAGUUUAUCAUUUAACCCACUAGAGCAUAAGGUACUUUAUAGUUUAUCAUUAUAACAAACUUUUUUUCUUACCCCUCUGUCUCACAAUAGAUGUCUUCUUUAUAAUUUUUAUUUGUCUCAAAUUAUUUGUUUAUUUAG